UAUUGCAGAAAUAAGUUUUACGGCGUUGAAGUAGGCUUUUUUCAAAGGAAUCGUCGGAUAAGGAAACAGAAUAUGUCGGUAAACAAAGCUAAGAAAGUAAAAAUGGCUACCAAAUCAUGCCCUGAGUGCGACCAACAGAUUCCAGUUGCUUGCAAGUCUUGUCCCUGUGGCUAUGUAUUCAUUAGUCGCAAGCUUCUAAAUGCCAAACUGAAUGAGAGAUCACCACCAGCAAUAGACAAGUUGGAUGCAAAGAGGAGGAGAACUGAAAGAAUUCGCAGAGAGAAGAUCAACUCUCCAUCAACCAAUGACAUGGAGAACAGAAGGCGAUGCCGCUCCAACAGCCAAUCGGAUCAGAUCCGGAGAGGGCGGGGCAGGCCAAAGACAGUUGGGCUGAAGAAGCAGGAGGAGGAGAAAGAAAAAUUUGAGAAAGAAGUUGAUAUCUAUGCCAACCUCUCAGAUGAGAAAGCAUUUGUGUUUUCGGUGGCAUUGGCCGAGAUCAACCGAAAGAUCCUGGGCCAAAGACUGAUCUUAUAGACAGACCAGAUGGUUGCUUUGAGGGACUGACAUGUGAAACCUAAGAAUGUUACUGUGGAGAAACCCAUGGAUGACCACCACAGUGUGUCUAACAGGGUAUGAACUCUGACCCAUGAACUCCCUGCCGGAUUGGUCAAAGCCUUGGGAAAAUGGAGAUGUUGGGGAACAUUGAGAAGCAGGCACCUGGUCUGCUCAAGAGGAAAUGUUGGAACCAACUUUUAUCUUUAGAGUAGCUUAUGGAAUUGGAGGGGGUAGGACAUCUGAAUAUUUAUCUUUUAAUCAGAUUUUAUAUUAUAUAUAUAUAUAUAUAUAAUAUAUAUAUAUAUAAUUUAUAUAUAAAUAAUUUAUAUAUGUUAUUUUAUAUAUAUAUAUAUUAGAUGAUAUGGUAUAGGAUUCAUCACCUUGUAAACCAAGAAAGCUGUCGGUAGCAAAACAUUUCUAUUAAAAAAGGGCAUAAAUAUGUUGAAGCAUGGAGGGCCAUCCUAGCAUUGUAACUGGCUUCUAUAAUGUUAUUGGCUUGUAGUGCUAGUAAACAUUGUUUAAGUCUAGAUGCCAUUGCAACAUAAUGUUCAAUAUAUUUUGUAUCAUGCUUAAGACUUUGGGAGAAGGCCUUGCACAUUUAUAUUUAUAAUGCUUGUGUACCAUCUUAAUUUAAAUGCAUAUUGUUUUGUAUUUUGUUUCAUUAUUGGUGACAUUAUAUUAAAUAUGUCAUAUUUGCUUUGGGCACCUGUAAUUUAAAUGUCAACGGCAAAUCCUCUUUAAUGUGACUUAUUUUGGUCAUUAAAAGAGACGAAUCACAACCACCACUGUCAGAUGUUGGGCCUUAAUGAGCAAAUAUAAGUUUUUAUUUAAGA
Oncorhynchus nerka (sockeye salmon) is the source of this 1388-nucleotide messenger RNA. RefSeq names its product linkage group 27 C16orf87 homolog (gene hdip1). The record is from RefSeq and is a predicted model, not a curated record. NCBI's taxonomy places the organism in Eukaryota, Metazoa, Chordata, Actinopteri, Salmoniformes, Salmonidae. The coding region runs from base 73 to 534 and encodes 153 amino acids. The transcript is spliced from 4 exons.